GCAAUCACCCAGUGAGGCAUAUAAGCACACUUGUUUUGCUUUUGAUUAAGAUUGUCUUACACAGUGGAGACCAUGGACUUCAGUAUGGCAGAGGAUGAAUGUCCGGUUUGUAAGGACAUUAUUCAGAAUCCUUCAGAGCCGUCUUCAUGCUGCAGAAAAGUGUUUUGUCAGUCUUGUCUAACACGGUCCAUUAGAGAACGGCAUCACUGUCCCUACUGCAGGACCCCAAUACGUGCCUAUGGUAGUUUUACACGCGGGUCUGGCAGGAUUCCCCUGCCAGGGCUCACAGAUGACACCUUCAGUGCUGCACGUCCUGUUGGCACCAACAUACAGGAUGUCCUCAACCGGCUUAGACUGCCAGUGCCUGCAGUACCGGCCAACCAGGUGGCUGCAACCCCAGCUGCACAGGCCACUCCCCCUUCUUCUGCUUUACCACCUGUGGGAAGGCCAGUUCCCAGACCACGUGUUCGAUCCCGAGCCCAAGCGCGUGUAACUGCUGCUCCAAUUGUCCCUGUCAUUAACCCAUUUGCCAUUAAUAUCCAAGCAGCCCCUGCUGUACCAGUUGUCCCACCCCCAGCUCUACUGAGUGGUCCAGCAAACCCCUCCCCUCUUAUUAUACCAGACUCUUCAUCUGACGAGCUUGAUGAAAUGGCUUGGAGAACUGAAAUUACUCUCUUGGAAAAUGCACUUGGACAACCUUUAAGCCCCUCUGUGCGAACGUUCCAUUGUCCAUACUGCCAGCAGGAUGGAUUGGAUGAUCUGGAUCUGUUAGAUCACUGCAAUGCCAACCAUCUCAGUGACACCAGACGUGUGGUGUGUCCAGUGUGUGUGUCGCUGCCUCAUGGUGACCCACUGUACCACAGCAGGGACUUCAUUGGCCAUCUCAACCUACGCCACUGCUACUACAUUGAGGACAUAACUGUUACAUCACAUGAUGAGCUGGAAUGCAUGGGAGAAGCCAGAAAUGGUUCAGAUCACUGAAUAAUUCAAUGCAGUCAUCAUUGAAUUGUCAUAAGGUAUAACUGGAGUCAAACGAGCACUAUAAAAAAAACUUUUUUUUACGAGAAAAAAAUAUUUUUAUAGUGCUGUCUAUGACUCCUCAUAUAAAACUAAACACAGUAAACAGUAAAUCAGAGCUUGAUUUGAUGCAAUUUUGCAUGUGACUAUACAAGCCAAAGAAACUCCGCCUACUUUCACCUACAACAGUACAGAUGAUUCUAGGUUUGAAUUUGUAAUCGUUCCGUGCUGUACUGCACUGCCCGGUGCUGCUGAUACAAUAUAACUUGAGUAAAAGUACCAAAGAACUUGGUUGUGAAUGCACUUAAGUAUGAAAAGUGCUUUGAUUUAUUGUGGAUAUUGUUUAAUAUUGUUCUAAUGAACAAAGUACUCAGGAGACCUGUAUUACUAC
Molecule: messenger RNA, 1408 nt
Organism: Pygocentrus nattereri (red-bellied piranha)
Lineage: Eukaryota; Metazoa; Chordata; Actinopteri; Characiformes; Serrasalmidae
Exons: 8
Coding region: 73-981 (302 amino acids)
Biological process (GO): protein polyubiquitination; ubiquitin-dependent protein catabolic process
Molecular function (GO): ubiquitin protein ligase activity
Source: RefSeq, a predicted model, not a curated record